UUAAGUUAUCUUCUGUCUGUUCAGCCUGCCACCCACACAGUACUUAGCUGGGUGCUCAGGCCUCCCAGAAGGGGGAAGGAGAGAACGAGAACCCAGUUCCCAGCCUCGUCUCCUAGCUGCUGUGGGUGGCCCCAAGUGGAGUCCUCCUGGGUGCUGCGAGGGGUGAGCUGUUGAUGCUUAACUGCCUUUUAACUCUUUCUCCCAUUUUAGGAGGAUUCCGGCCCGUCCACUCCGGAUGAGAACGAAACCUCCGCAACGACAACCAGCGCCUUCACCAUCCAGGAGUAUUUUGCCAGGCGCAUGGCGGAGCUAAAGAGCAAGCCCCGGGUCACGGCUCCAGGGCUGGACGUUUCAGAUACCCAAGUGGAACUGAAAAGGAGAAAGAAAAGAAACAAAGAGAAAACAGGUAAAAAUGUAGAGAGUUACCCCCAACCCAAGGCCAAGCUGCCCGAAGAGGAGAAGGGCGAGGCAGAAGGAAGCCGCGAGCGCCCGGCCAAGAAGAAGAGAGCCGCAGCGGACCAGCAGCCCCGACGCCCCCGGCGGGACGAGAGUUCUGACGCUUCUGCCGAGGCUGCCGAGGAUCACGUGCAGCCACCUGGUGACCAGGAUGCGAUCCCAACGCCCAGACAAAGGAGAGAAAAGAAAAAGCUGCAAAAGCCAGUAGAGGGGGCGGUGGACGUUGUGCCAGCUGAAACACCAGUGAAGAAGAAGAAGAGAAAGAAGAAAGGUUCCAAAUGAGCUGUCUCCAGCCAGGGCCUCCGACCAUCCGCUGUUGGGUGCUGCCGGCAGGCGCCUUUGGCCUCAAGUCAGAGGUAACCCCAGAGAGUCUGGGCAUCUUUCAACAUGCCGUGGGUUGCCGAGUCUCGCCCUCGCGCCGCAUUUCCCCAAUGUAUAUUCCCAGGAGAACUUUUUAAUC
Messenger RNA from Propithecus coquereli (Coquerel's sifaka), 916 nucleotides. It is a transcript of the gene PINX1, whose product is annotated as PIN2/TERF1 interacting, telomerase inhibitor 1. The record is from RefSeq and is a predicted model, not a curated record. The coding region runs from base 301 to 738 and encodes 145 amino acids. NCBI's taxonomy places the organism in Eukaryota, Metazoa, Chordata, Mammalia, Primates, Indriidae. The transcript has a single exon.